Molecule: messenger RNA, 5562 nt
Organism: Neomonachus schauinslandi (Hawaiian monk seal)
Lineage: Eukaryota; Metazoa; Chordata; Mammalia; Carnivora; Phocidae
Gene: SGSM1
Product: small G protein signaling modulator 1
Exons: 26
Coding region: 46-3495 (1149 amino acids)
Biological process (GO): activation of GTPase activity
Molecular function (GO): GTPase activator activity
Source: RefSeq, a predicted model, not a curated record
GCAGGCACCGCCGCCGCCCGGACUGGGAACGCAGCGCGCGCGGCCAUGGCCUCGGGCCCCGCGGAGGCGGACACGCGACAGAGGCUGCUGCGCACCGUCAAGAAGGAGGUGAAGCAGAUCAUGGAGGAGGCCGUCACACGCAAGUUUGUCCAUGAGGAUAGCAGCCACAUCAUCUCCUUCUGUGCGGCUGUGGAGGCCUGCGUCCUGCAUGGGCUGCGGCGGCGGGCGGCUGGCUUUCUGCGCAGCAACAAGAUUGCAGCUCUGUUCAUGAAAGUGGGCAAGAACUUCCCGCCGGCUGAGGAGCUGAGCCACAAGGUGCAGGACCUGGAGCAGCUGCUCGAGAGCGCGCGAAACCAGAUCCAGGGCCUCCAGGAGAAUGUGCGGAAGCUGCCGAAGCUGCCCAACCUGUCCCCACUCGCCAUCAAGCACCUGUGGAUUCGCACUGCCUUGUUUGAGAAGGUGCUGGACAAAAUCGUGCAUUACCUGGUGGAAAACAGCAGCAAGUACUACGAGAAGGAAGCCCUCCUGAUGGACCCUGUGGACGGCCCCAUCCUUGCGUCUUUGUUGGUGGGGCCCUGUGCCCUGGAGUACACCAAGAUGAAGACUGCGGACCACUUCUGGACCGACCCCUCGGCGGAUGAGCUGGUGCAGAGGCACCGAAUCCACAGCUCACACCUGCGCCAGGACUCCCCCACCAAGCGUCCGGCCCUCUAUAUCCAGAAGAGGCAUUCGAGUGGCAGCAUGGAUGACCGACCGUCCCUCUCUGCCCGUGACUACGUAGAGUCCCUGCAUCAGAACUCCCGGGCCACGCUGCUCUAUGGCAAGAACAAUGUUCUGGUUCAGCCGAGGGAUGAUAUGGAAGCUGUGCCAGGGUACCUGUCCCUGCACCAGACAGCUGACGUCAUGACCUUGAAAUGGACGCCUAACCAGCUGAUGAACGGGUCGAUGGGGGACCUGGACUAUGAGAAGAGUGUCUACUGGGACUAUGCCAUGACCAUCCGUCUAGAGGAGAUUGUGUACCUGCACUGCCACCAGCAAGUGGACAGCGGCGGGACAGUGGUGCUGGUCAGCCAGGACGGGAUCCAGAGGCCGCCCUUCCGCUUCCCCAAGGGAGGGCACCUCCUGCAGUUCCUCUCAUGCCUGGAAAAUGGGCUGCUCCCUCAUGGGCAGCUGGACCCUCCACUCUGGUCUCAGCGGGGAAAGGGCAAAGUAUUUCCCAAACUGCGCAAGCGAAGCCCUCAGGGUUCCGCCGAGUCCACGUCUUCAGAUAAGGAAGACGACGAGGCCACAGAUUACGUGUUCAGGAUCAUCUACCCCGGCAUGCAGUCUGAAUUUGUUGCUCCUGACUCCCUGGGCAGCACUGCCCCCGACUCGGAGAGCCCCGCCUGGACGGUGGUUCCUGCCGGCCGGUCCGUGCUGGUGGUGGCCAGGGGCGGUCAGUGGGCGCGAGCCAGAUGGGACGCCACCUUCCCCAGGCCGGGCCUGAAGCUACAGCCCCCCAUCCCCCAGGACCUGAUGGAUGUCUCCGUGAGCAACCUACCGCCCCUAUGGCAACCCAGCCCCCGGAAGUCCUCCUGCUCAUCCUGUUCACAGAGUGGCUUGGCUGAUGGUGGCUCAUCCAAUGGGUGCAACCAUGAGAGGGCCCCGCUGAAGCUCCUCUGUGACAACAUGAAGUACCAGAUCCUUUCCAGAGCCUUCUAUGGAUGGCUUGCCUACUGCAGACACCUGUCCACCGUGAGGACCCACCUGUCAGCCCUGGUCAAUCACAUGAUCGUGUCUCCGGACUUGCCCUGUGAUGCUGGGCACGGGCUGACGGCCAGGAUCUGGGAGCGGUACCUUCAGGACAGCACAAGUUACGAGGAGCAGGAGCUGCUACGCCUCGUCUACUAUGGGGGCAUCCAGCCGGAGAUCCGCAAGGCCGUGUGGCCCUUCCUCCUGGGCCACUACCAGUUCGGGAUGACAGAGACAGAGAGGAAGGAGGUGGACGAGCAGAUUCACGCGUGCUACACACAGACAAUGGCCGAGUGGCUGGGCUGUGAGGCAAUCGUGCGGCAGAGGGAGCGGGAGUCCCACGCGGCUGCCUUGGCUAAAUGCUCGUCAGGGGCCAGCCUGGACAGCCACCUGCACCGGAUGAUGCACCGGGACUCCACCAUCAGCAAUGAGUCCUCCCAGAGCUGCAGUUCCGGCCGACAGCAUGUCCGCCUGCAGAGUGACUCCAGCAACAGCACACAGGUGUUUGAGUCUGUGGACGAAGUAGAGCAGGUAGAGGUGGAAGGCAGGUUGGAGGAGAAACAGCCCAAGAUCCCCAAUGGGAACCUGGUGAAUGGCACCUGCUCCCCGGACUCUGGCCAUCCCUCUUCCCACAACUUCUCCUCGGGCCUCUCGGAGCACUCGGAGCCCAGCCUGAGCACAGAAGACAGUGUCAUGGACGCCCAGCGCAACGCCCCCCUGGCGCUCCGACCUGGGGACAGCAGCGCGGAUGACGGGCAGAGCAGCGAGGCCACCACCUCCCGGGAGGAGGCCCCCCGCGAGGAGCUGGCUGUGCAGGACAGCCUGGAGAGCGACCUCCUCGCCAACGAGAGCAUGGACGAGUUCAUGUCCCUCACUGGCAGCAUGGACGUGGCCCUGCCCGAGAAGGAGGGGGCUGCCAUGGAGGGCUGGGGGGGCGGUGAGGUGGAGAAGCACAGCCAGGUGGACAGCGAGGACAACCUCUCAGAAGAGCCCGAGAUGGAAAGUCUCUUCCCCGCCCUGGCUUCUCUGGCCGUGGUCACUUCUGCCAACAACGAGGCGUCCCCCGUGUCUUCCAGCGGUGUCACUUACUCUCCGGAGCUCCUGGACCUGUACACGGUGAAUCUGCACCGCAUCGAGAAGGACGUGCAGAGGUGUGACCGCAACUAUUGGUACUUCACGCCCGCCAACCUGGAGAAGCUACGCAACAUCAUGUGCAGCUACAUCUGGCAGCACAUUGAGAUCGGCUAUGUCCAGGGCAUGUGUGACCUCCUGGCUCCAUUGCUGGUCAUCCUGGAUGAUGAGGCCCUCGCCUUCAGCUGCUUCACGGAGCUCAUGAAGAGGAUGAGCCAGAACUUCCCCCACGGAGGCGCCAUGGACACACACUUUGCCAACAUGAGGUCGCUGAUCCAGAUUCUGGACUCAGAGCUCUUUGAGCUGAUGCAUCAGAAUGGGGACUACACUCACUUCUACUUCUGCUACCGCUGGUUCCUGCUGGAUUUCAAGCGAGAACUCGUCUACGAUGAUGUCUUCUCUGUCUGGGAGACCAUCUGGGCAGCCAAACACGUCUCAUCUGCCCACUACGUCCUCUUCAUUGCGCUGGCUCUGGUGGAGGUCUACCGUGACAUCAUCUUGGAGAACAAUAUGGACUUCACGGACAUCAUCAAAUUCUUUAACGAAAUGGCUGAGCGGCACAACACCAAACACGUCCUGAAGCUGGCCCGGGACCUCGUGUACAAGGUGCAGACUCUGAUCGAGAACAAGUGAGGGCCUGCUCUCCCCGGGCCGUGUCCGCCGAGCUGCCCGCCAGCCCGCUUUUCCUCUCGGCUGCCCCAGGACGAGGUCCCCGUGUCUGUUCAUGAGCAUGGACUUCUGUGCAAAGAGAAACUACCCCAACUUUGGCCACCCAGGCAGGUGGGGUCGAGGGGUUGCCCCUUCAGUUCAGCCUUACGUUUUUCCGUUUGACCAAAGAUUGUCCAAGGGAGUCAGGGUGCGUCAGCGGACGGAGGGAGCAUUUUCAUGGGUGGCCUCCAGAACGGUCGCCUCUCUCUUGUUCUGUCCCAGUCCCUCCAAACUGUUCUGUCAGAUGAGACUCAGGGAGGGAAUUUUGGGGGGAAUUGGUGUAGGAGAGGUCUGUGGGGCUGCCUCUGUGCUCCGAAAGGGGGCUUUGGAGGUGUUCCAGAACAUGGCUGGAAGGUUGGCUUGGAGCAGUUUCUGCACCCCGCACUGUGGACGUUGGGGCUAGGUAGUCUUUUUGGAGAGGGGACGUGUAUUGUAGGGUGUUGAGCAGCAUCCCUGGCCUCUACCUGCUAGACGCCAGUAGGGCCCCCUCCCCAACCCAGUUGUGACAACCAAGACGUUUCCAGAUAUUGCCAAAUGUCCCCAUUUGAGAACCACUGACGUCGAGGAGGGGCUACCGAUGUAUCUCCCUCCUCGCCUUUCCUUUACAGGGCCUGUAUCCUGAGGCCCCUUCCCAUUCAGAAAAGGCACACGGGAGUCCACAUCCCUUUCAGGGGCUGGAUGCCGCUUGUUGUAUUCUCUCAUUUUUUUCUCCCGACCCCAGGAGAGACUUCUUUUCUUCUUUUCAAGAAAGGUCUCUCCCUGGAAGGGUGGUGGAAUGUGAGAAAUGUCUGUAGGUGUGAGACAGCCUGAGGCUCCUUGGGGUCCCUCCCAGAGUCCCUCUCCUUCCCCCCCAUACAGGGCAGAGUGCACAUCCCUUUCUUCCCCUCCUGGGAAAGACCUCACCUCUCCUUCUGCACGUGGGGUCUGGUGCUCCAGAAGCUUGGAAGGUGUGUGUUGGUGAAAGCUACUUCUAGAGAAGUCAGGGAGGCUGGCUUUUCCCUAGGUGCCUUGGCUCGCUCAGGACAAAGGAGGAAAAGGAAGGCAGAGGUCAGCCAGGGUAGACUGAGGUCAGCCAGGGUAAGACUGGGGCAUGUGUUUUCCUUGGGAAACAUGCCGAUGACCUGGCGCCAGGGUCAUGGCUAAGUCUGGGAAUGGUCCCCUCCGUGUCUUCACACAAAGGGUUGCCAGUCACAGACAGACCCUGAGCUAGUUGGUUCGCCCUGCCUACCUGUCCUUCUGCUCGAGCGGUCCUGCCAACCCCCUUCUGAGAAUGCCUGGGACUCGGGAGAAAUAGCGUCAGUUUGGAAGGCUCCUCCCCGGAAUGUCAGGGAGGAUUUUGGAGAGGGGAGACUCAAAGCACAUGGAAGCGUUCAUAGAGAGAGUGCAUUAGUCCUCUGUCCUGAGCAAACCAGGAGGGGGGAGGAAUCCCUGCCUUGCGUGCUUGUGAAGGCUAAUCCCUCGGUCCCAGUGCCUUCAGCCGCAUCCACCCCCCCGCCCCCGCCAGUCCCUGACGUGGGGGCCUCUUGAGCAGGACGGACGAGACCUAAAUGACCCUUGCCUCCGAAGAGUAUGCUCCGUGACAAUUGCAUCUCCCCGCUCUGGUCCCCUGCCUUCCCAAGAUGGGGGUAAAAUAUGUGCAAAAGGCCCCUCCGGAUCAAAGACUGUCUAGUCACUCAGCUGUUCAUUACAGAGGACAUUAUUUUAGCAAGACCCAGGUCCUAGACCUUCCGAUUCUUAUUUAUUUUCUCAGACCAGUCACAAAGUACAGCACACAGUCUCUUCUCCGCUUUCUCUCUCGUGGUAUUCCAGAGAAGUGUCCAUGGUUGUGAUUUGGAACAACUCCUAUUUAUUCGGCUUACUGUGCUUUUUUCGGUCUCUGUACAUCGUGUGCGUCCUUGUGUCCUGGAAAUCGAGUGUGUGGGAAGUCGUUCUGUCUAUGGAGUGCCCUCCUCCUUUUCUUGUAACUGUUUCCUGAAGAGUUGUGUCUAUAUA